Molecule: messenger RNA, 783 nt
Organism: Hyalella azteca
Lineage: Eukaryota; Metazoa; Arthropoda; Malacostraca; Amphipoda; Hyalellidae
Exons: 4
Coding region: 1-783 (260 amino acids)
Source: RefSeq, a predicted model, not a curated record
AUGAGAUCACCGCAACAGGUGCAAGAUCUGCAGGGAUCUUCUAUUGCGAUUGGCUUCGCCUCGGCAGAAGAGACACUUGUUGAUCAAACGUUUAAAGCGAGAGACAUGAAAAUCUUGGGUAAAUUUCUUGCCGAUUUCGCCCACAAGGCAAGAGUUGAUUUCAUUGGACUGUGUUCCGACGAAGUUGAUGGCAUCAUCCCACAUUACCUUAAGAUUCUCAAGUCAUCGAUCAUUCGAUCGGCCGUUGCAGCGGGUUCUUGCGAAAGCGUUUCGUCUCCAACAAGCAUCCCGGGCUGUCCAAAAGUUCCCAUAAGUUACAAUACUCCCAACGCUGGCAGACGUACCCCCCCAAUGUGUGAGCGUCAUAUAACCGAAAUGAAAGUUUACGCCAUCGGUGAAGUUUUAAAGCCGUCGGUGCAACAGGAAAUGGCAAGAACUUACGAUGAUACAAGAGGCACAGUCAUGCAGAUGGUGCUGGCUCGUGGGCCAGUCGCAAGCAACAUCGCAGGCAGGGGCAUGAUGUGGACCCUCGCCGAGUACAAGUCUUCGGGUGCCGUCAAAGUUGACGAGAUUUACCAGUUUCUCGAUGCCGGUGGGUUUGUGGAAAAGUUCAUUGGCGUUUGGCGAGAAGCUACAGGCAUGGACACAGACGUUGAAGAAUUGGGCAUCGGGCCAAUAAAUUUCAUGGGGAACACUCUGCUUCUUGCCAGCUUUCCGUACGCGCCUUACUAUGUGGAAGAGAGCGGGCAAAACGUGCUCACGACGAAGUACAUUCCCAAGUAA